This is a messenger RNA of Acinonyx jubatus (cheetah), 1842 nucleotides long. It is a transcript of the gene TST, whose product is annotated as thiosulfate sulfurtransferase. The transcript has 3 exons. Gene Ontology annotation, biological process: transsulfuration. The coding region runs from base 375 to 1661 and encodes 428 amino acids. Lineage: Eukaryota; Metazoa; Chordata; Mammalia; Carnivora; Felidae. The record is from RefSeq and is a predicted model, not a curated record. Gene Ontology annotation, cellular component: mitochondrion. Gene Ontology annotation, molecular function: thiosulfate-cyanide sulfurtransferase activity.
GGCCAGGCACCCCGGCCGCUCGGGAUUGGGCCUCCGAUCUGGCCCCGGCAACCCAGGGGAGGGUCCCCCUGGCGAAAGCGGGACGGGGUGCCCUGGGAGCCUCCGACCCAGCUAGGGUACCGAGCCCGGGCGAGUCUGGAGGCGGGCGAGUCCGCCUAGGCUGCCGAGAUUUGCCGCGGGCGCGCUUGUCGGGGGCGCGAGCGAGGGCCUCUGAGGGCUCCAGCGACCCCUCCCCCCAGGCGCCCACUCCCCUACCCUCCCAACAAAGGGGGCUUCUCCGCUCCACAUGUCAUCUCCUCCCUCCUCCUGGCCAUCUUUUCGCCUCUCUCUUCUGGCAGCAUCUCCAACGCCUGUAUGGUAGCUUCCGGAGCCAGAUGCCCUCCGGGCCAGCUCCCCCAGUGGGGCUCCGGGGAGCUCUCGCCCCGCCCCCUUCGGCGCGGGGGCCCCAGGGAGGGGCGGAGCAGCCCUUCCUUAGGGAAUGCAAACCUUCCCACUGGGUGCUCGGGCCCUGCCGGGUGGCUGGGCCUCCGCAAACACGCCGCCCUGCGGGGAGCGCGGUGGGAAAAAGCUCCUCCCAGGUCCCGCUCCCCUGCACGCACGGCCCUCACACGCUGCUCUCUUUUCCUGGUUUCCACCCGCGCCAGGUGAUGCGCAGAGCUGAAACCAUGGUCCAUCAGGUGCUCUACCGGGCGCUGGUCUCCACCAAGUGGCUGGCGGAGUCGGUUCGGGCUGGCAAGUUGGGGCCUGGCCUGCGGGUGCUGGACGCGUCCUGGUACUCGCCGGGCACCCGCGAGGCCCGCAAGGAGUACCUAGAGCGCCAUGUGCCCGGCGCCUCCUUCUUUGAUAUAGAGGAGUGCCGGAACGCGGCGUCGCCCUACGAGAUGAUGCUGCCCAGCGAGGCCGACUUCGCCCACUACGUGGGCCGCCUGGGCAUCAGCAACCAGACCCACGUGGUGGUUUACGAUGGUGACCACCUGGGCUCCUUCUAUGCGCCGCGGGUCUGGUGGAUGUUCCGUGUGUUCGGCCACCGCACCGUGUCGGUGCUCAACGGCGGCUUCCGGAACUGGCUGAAGGAGGGCCACCCGGUGACAUCUGAGCCCUCACGCCCAGAGCCGGCUAACUUCGAAGCCACACUGGACCGCUCCCUGCUCAAGACCUACGAGCAGGUGCUGGAGAACCUUGAGUCUAAGAGGUUCCAGUUGGUGGAUGCCCGGUCCCAAGGACGGUACCUGGGCACCGAGCCAGAGCCAGAUGCAGUAGGCCCUGAGCCCUCGCUGGCAGAGACGAGGGGGACCCCCGCCUCCUGGGGCUGGCCCAGUUUGGGAAGCCAGAGUCACGGAAACCCCCAGACUUCUCUACUCCCAAGAGGUGCCUUUUAUGCAACCAAGAAAGCAGGGGCGCUGUUGGCAUCGGGGACCAGAGGAAAGAAACAAGACGGCAUUCAGAACUCCACAGACACUCGCGCUUUGAAAUGCACUUCGUUCGGCCCACUGCCUGGAUGCCCAAAGAUUUCUAAGUUGGAUUUCUUGGCACGGGAGGCCCUUGAAGCCAACAGAUCCAUUGGCUUCUCCCUGGUAGGGGCGGCAGGCGUCCAGCCUCCGAUGAAAAUUUCCAGACGAAAAGAUAAAAUUCCCACAGGAAAGACUCCCCGGAAUGUAUAAGUGGAGACCUCUAUUCAGUCAAAGGAACCCCUGACUCAUGCCGGACUGGAUCCGGGCCACAUCCGAGGCUCAGUCAACAUGCCGUUCGUGGACUUCUUGACCGAGGACGGCUUCGAGAAGAGCCCAGAGGAGCUGCGUGCUCUGUUCGAGGCCAAGAAGGUGAAUCUGGCCCAGCCCCUCA